UUCAAACGAUGCACUGGACAAAUUUUGAGCAGCAACAAGGGAUCAGAUCAGUGACUCUGUUGCUGCUGCUACUGCUUCACUUUGGUUGUCAACAGCAACGGGCAAUCAAGCUCAUACUCGGCUUACGGUGCAGCCUGUAGCUGUCAGUGUAAAAUGUGAUCGGCAAGUGGCAGCUCAUGUUUACUCCUGCUGUCAGCCACUGUAGACCUUUUACAUCUAUAUCUGUCAAUAACAGGGACUCAAUUACCAUUGUGUUUUUGCUCUCUUUCAAAAUGUUUGAUUCCGCCCCUUUCAUUUUCUCCACUUCACACCUGAAAAAAGCAUGUUUUUUUUUUUGUUUUUUCUCGUGACUUAAGUGAAGGGCCUGUAAUCUCGGUUCCUAUUCAGGAAACAGCAGUGGCGUCACAAAGCCUCUCAGAGGAGCCCCCUGGCCACGGUGAACAGCCUUGGGGGCUUCAGGUGUUAAUUACCUCUGCCUUUCACAUACAGGUCCUCUUCAACUAUAUAUAAACACAGACCGUCUGUUGCUUAAAGAGGCCCCUGCUCACACGAACCCACGUCAGAGCAUGUGACGCCGAAUGCCCCUCUGCUAUUUUUAACCCUCUCGUUCUGAGCCGAAGACCCGAAAGGAUACAUCAAAUGAAUUCACGCUGGACAAUGAGCAGCCAGCAGAGUGCCAGAGGAUAUGCUACCUCAUCAGGCAUUGGAUCCAGGAAUUCUGGAUGAUGUUCCGGUUGCACCACAGCUUGUCAGACAGCCUGGACUCGUUCCGGGAGCUGAUCAGAGAGCACGGACAGGAGCAUCUUUGCUCUCUCCUAGAGACCAAAUGGAUAAAUGAACGGGACUGGUCAUGGAAGGCCAGCCAGAAGAUAAAAGCUAACAGCAGUAAAAAGAGGAAGGUCUCUCUUCUUUUUGAUCACCUGGAGCCCAUUGAGCUGGCUGAGCAUCUCACCUUCCUAGAGUUCAAGUCCUUCUGCAGGAUAUCAUUUGUAGACUACCAGAAUUACAUUAGAAGCUGCUGCAUGAAGGACAUCCCCGCCAUGGAGCGUUCCAUCGCCCUGUGUAAUGGUAUCUCCCAGUGGGUUCAGCUGAUGGUGCUGAGCAGGCCGACUGCUCAGCUGAGAGCUGAGGUUUUCACCAAGUUUAUCCAUGUGGCUCAGAGUCUACAUCUUAUGCACAAUUACAACACACUAAUGGCGGUGGUGGGAGGGCUUUGUCACAGCUCCAUAUCCAGACUGAAGGACACCACCUCACAUGUACCCAGCGAGGUCACCAAGGUACUGAACGAGAUGACAGACCUGCUGUCCUCUUGCAGAAACUAUGACAACUAUAGACAAGCUUACCACAAGUGUACAGGUUUUAAAAUCCCUAUCCUGGGCGUCCACCUCAAAGAUCUGAUUUCGGUAAACGAGGCCAUGUCAGACUACGUGGAGGACAACAAGGUGAAUGUCCAGAAGCUCCAGGCGCUCUACAGCCACAUUAAUGAGCUGAUCCAGCUCCAACAAAUCCCUCCCAGGCUGGAUGCUAACAAGGACCUGGUCCAUCUGUUGACGCUGUCCUUGGACCUUUACUACACGGAGGAUGAGAUUUAUGAACUGUCUUAUGCAAGGGAACCCAAGAACUGCAAAGCACCUCCAGCCACCCCCUCUAGACCUCCAGUGGUUGUGGACUGGGCAUCAGGAGUGGCUCCCAAACCCGACCCCCGAACCAUCAGCAAACAUGUGCAGAGGAUGGUGGAUUCCGUGUUUAAGAACUACGAUCACGACGAGAACGGCUUCAUUUCUCAAGAGGAAUUUGAGAAAAUUGCUGCUAGCUUUCCGUUUUCCUUCUGUGUCAUGGACAAAGAGAAGGAAGGCCUCAUCAGCAGAGAGGAGAUCACAGCCUAUUUUAUGCGGGCCAGUGUCAUCUGCUCCAAACUGGGUCUUGGUUUUGUCCAUAACUUCCAGGAGACUACUUACAUGAAACCCACCUUCUGUGACAACUGCUCAGGAUUCCUGUGGGGUGUCAUCAAGCAAGGCUACAGGUGCAAAGACUGCGGGAUGAACUGCCACAAGCUGUGCAAGGACCAGGUGGCGUUUGAGUGCAAGAAGAACACCAAAGUGACCAACGCCAUUGACAGUCCGACACCGAGCUCUACGCCCGUCACCAUGGGCACCUCAGAGGGUUCAGAAGAAUGUCCUUUCCCCUACCCGCCCAAUGACAGCAAAGACUGGAGCCCAGAAUCCCCGGUCACCUCCUAUUUGAGGCCUCGGACGGUCCACAGUGGCACCCAGACGGAGGGACCUCAACAUUCCCCUGCUACCCCUGAAGCCAUUGGCCCCCAGCCCUCUCUGCUGGUCCCAGCAGCACCCACGCUCACCUCGUGCCCCAGCCCGGUGCCCCAGAGGAAACAGCGACACUGUGCCAAGUGGGAAAACAGAGCGUCUAUUGCACAAAAACCUAAAGAGCCAGAGGAGGAGAGCAAACCCACCUAUGACUCUCUGGAAUCAGACAACCAGAGGCUCCAGAAAUCCAAUGAGACACUACGCAGGAAGCUGAAGGAGACAGAGCGGGAGGUGGAGAUACUAAAGACACUCCUCAAGAGGCACGCUCUCCACCCUGUGGAGGAGGACUCCUCCUCAUAGACACAUACUUACACUGGAUCUCCUCUAGGGAGGCUGGUGCUGCCACCCUAUGGCAGCAUGUUUAAAUAUGGAUCCAGUGUUUCAGUUAUUGGUUGUAACAGUGCGAGUAUUCCCCCAGUUUAACAGGGCCCAGGUAUUCGGCAUCACAUUGUAUAAAGUGGACGGUGCACAUAGCCAGUCAAGGUUAAAGGGAAACUUGUAUAUUUUUCAAUCUGGAGCCUAUUUUCUCACUUUUUUCUAAGUGACUGACAGAGACAACAUUUUUAGUAAGUGAGAGAGAAAGCUGCAGUUACAGCGGGAAAGCAACUGUGCACUUUCAAUAUGUGACCAAAAAAGUGCUAUUAUUAUUUUGGGUGUCAUGGAUAGGAUGCUACAGAGAAGUGAAACCGUUUGCUUGCCUUUUGCUGAACUGUUUGUUAUAGUGACCGAGUCUUACAGAAGAAGAAUUCUCAUUCUGAAAUCUUGCAAGAGGUAACUUAUGCAGGAAAACAAUGAUGGAAAAGUUAGUGAGAGUUAGAGAGAGGAGCUCGAGAGAGAAGAAUUUGUACAGAAAAUACACCUUUGUGUUAUCUUUUUAUUUUCAGUGUUAUGGUUGAAUAUUUAGCUGAUUUUGACAAUGUAGAAAAGUCUGCAGGAUGUCAGAAUGAGACUUGGUGGCACACGAUAACAAACACACCUGAUUAGCGAAAGGUAAGGAAAGACUUUUCAUUUCUCAUAGCAUCUUCCUGAGAAUGGAUAACAUCCAUCCUGUCAAAAUCAAGCACUUUUAGCAGCUGUAAAUUGACGGUGCACAGUUGUCCAUAGGGAUUAUGUUGCAGCCUGUUUCAUCAAUGCCAACAGUGGUCUUUCACAAUUAGUUUCAAACACUGUUGUCUCCAGAUAGAAAACACAGGAAAAUAGGUUCGAGGGUCAAAAUUACCGAACUUAAAGGAAAUGUGUGAAUUUUGUUGAAACCAGCUACAACCAGUUACAUAGUAAAGACAAUACAGUGGAAACACUGUAGUGUUGUAUUUAAAGAAGUCUGAAGUGAGCAGAAGGAGCCUCUUUACUGUACUGUACAUUUAACAGAAGGAUGAAAAUCAAGCUUUACUCGCUUUUUAGUGAACCACUGAGAGUGGUUGGAGUUUCCUGUCUUAAAGAGGUAUAUACACAUAAAAGCAUACUGAAUGAAGGCGUGCAGUAUUUUAAAUCGAUCAUUGAUCAUUUCUUGAUCAAUAAUGAUAAAAGAUAUUUAUGUUAAACAUAAAAUAGAAAUCAGAGGAAACAAAAAGUGUAUUCACAGGUGAAUCAUUAUUAUUAUUAUUAUUAUUAUUAUUAUUAAAAAAAGAGGGCCAAGUGAUUAUAGCAGCAGAAGGAAAGUUGGAGGCCUCAGAUGUACAGUACUGUCAUUGCUCUGCAUCAUUGUCCCUGUUUAUAUGAGUGCACACAAUGUUGUCAGUGCUUCUGUUAAUAUUUAUUGUCUCAAACACUAAACAGUUCAUAAAGAGAGGGACAGAAAUGGACAUUUUGUACAGCGUACUGGUACUUUCAGUGAAUUAUUUAUGCCGGUUUGUGUUGGAAUCAUAUUGAUACUUUUUAUUUUCAUUGUGCAGUCAUGUCAUGUUGUGUCGUUGUUGUGUUGUAGCAGUGUUGUACUGUGGGUCAAGAUACAUGUGUUUGUAACGUGUGUAAUGUACUGUAAAUACAAAGUAUACGCAGUGCCAUCUUCAUUAAGUCAUCCUUUCUCUCAGUAUUGUUCUCUUAUUGUUAUAAUAAAUACUGGAUUCUGUAUACAAA
This is a messenger RNA of Plectropomus leopardus (leopard coralgrouper), 4400 nucleotides long. The record is from RefSeq and is a predicted model, not a curated record. NCBI's taxonomy places the organism in Eukaryota, Metazoa, Chordata, Actinopteri, Perciformes, Serranidae.